AUGUCGCAUCCACUUGGCCUGUUUUUGGGAAUUUUCCUACUUCUGAUCUGGAGUGAAGCUGUGAAAGGGGAGUUUUACUCAUCGGUAGAUAGUAUGCAGGAUCUCGCACAAGUGGAACAAGAGCUCCUAAAUGCCACGCGUUCGUAUUUGGAGGCACAGCAAGACCAGCUCAACUUUUACCGCAGAUAUAUGGAGCAAAUUAAACGGGAACAUGAGUGGGCUGUGGGGCAGUUAAAACUGGAUGAGUAUCUGGGACAUCCCUUGCACGCUUUUAGAUUGAUUAAGCGAUUGGUUCUGGAUUGGGACGAGCUGAUCUUUGAAACUAUACUCGAAAACAAACCAAGAGAAGAUUUCCGUUUAUUUGUGGAUGCUUUAACCAAAGAUUUGGGUUAUCCCGAUCAAUCGGAGCUCCAGGGAGCCAUCAAAGGUUUGGCUCGGCUUCAGAGGGUCUAUAAUCUUUCGACCUCCGAUUUGGCCGAUGGCGUUAUCAACGGCUAUCACUAUGACUCGGAGUUACAAUGGCGCGAGUCUUAUGAAAUAGGAGUACAACUCUUCGAUCUUGGGGAGUACAAGAGAUCCCUCGAGUGGCUUCAGGUGGCCUUUGUCCUUCUGCGAAACAGUCCUUUAGAGGAGAAGGAUGAGAAUGGGUACUUAUCAGAUAUUCGGGAGUAUGCAGCUAUGGCCAACUUUGAGUUGGGUAAUCCCAAGAGAGCAGACAGACUUUUGCAACAGAUCCUUACACCUGAACCGAUACAUUCCGCCCAGCAAACGCGAAAGUAUCUGGAGAGCAGAGGGCCAGGAAAGAAUGUCGAGGAGAAGGAUCCCUCAUGGUUUGCCAACUAUACGAGGCUGUGCCAGGGCAGAAGAUUACCAGAGAAGAGGAGUGGCAACCCGCUAAAAUGUUAUCUAGAUGGAAAACGCCACGCCUACUUCACCUUGGCUCCCCUGCAAGUGGAACCGGUUCACCUGGAUCCGGACAUCAAUGUCUAUCACGGAAUGCUAAACUCCAAUCAGAUCUCGGACAUCUUCGUGGAGGUGGACAAGGAGGAGAUGGUUCGAUCUUCCGUCUCGGGAGAAGGUGGGAAGCGCACCGUGAGGGAUCUCCGCGUCAGCCAGCAAACCUGGUUGAACUAUACGACCCCGGUGAUGCAGUCCAUUAGCCAGAUAAUCCAGUUCGUGUCCGGAUUCGAUAUGGCCGGAGCAGAGUUCAUGCAGGUGGCCAACUACGGAGUCGGUGGCCAGUAUGAACCGCAUUCGGAUUACUUUGAGGUCAAUCUGCCAAAGGAAUUUGAGGGGGAUCGCAUCUCCACCAGCAUGUUCUAUCUAUCUAAUGUGGAACAGGGUGGCUAUACUGUCUUCACCAAGCUGAAUCUCUUCCUGCCUCCUGUCAAAGGAGCCCUGGUCAUGUGGCACAAUCUGCAUCGAUCCCUGGAUGUGGAUGUGCGCACCUUGCACGCCGGCUGUCCAGUUAUCGUGGGUUCCAAAAGGAUUGGAAACAUCUGGAUGCACUCGGGCUACCAGGAAUUCCGGCGACCCUGCAAUCUCACCUCAGAUAGCUACAAAUCCGUUGCCUAUCGGAACUCAGAGUAA
Messenger RNA from Drosophila subpulchrella, 1590 nucleotides. Its product is annotated as prolyl 4-hydroxylase subunit alpha-1. Gene Ontology annotation, molecular function: L-ascorbic acid binding; iron ion binding; procollagen-proline 4-dioxygenase activity. Gene Ontology annotation, biological process: peptidyl-proline hydroxylation to 4-hydroxy-L-proline. Lineage: Eukaryota; Metazoa; Arthropoda; Insecta; Diptera; Drosophilidae. The record is from RefSeq and is a predicted model, not a curated record. The transcript is spliced from 5 exons. Gene Ontology annotation, cellular component: endoplasmic reticulum. Bases 1 to 1590 code for a protein of 529 amino acids.